CACACUUCCACAGCCUCAGUCCCCGCUCUCUCCUUUUUGGCUCCUUCUCCAUGUGAUCGUUCACGUUCACCUCAACACCACCUUUAUCAAUCUCUCCAAUCACUUCUUCUUCUUCUUCUUCUUCUCCAAUCUCUCUGAUAUUUCUCUUCCACUUCCAAAACUCUCUUGUACUUUCCUCAAAAUAUCUCAUAUUCUCUUUUAUAUUCCCUUAUUUUCUAGCUUAAUCAUGUCGCUCUGAGGACUCUCAAGCCCUCAGAAAAUCGCUUUCGCUAACAGACAAUUGAAGAGGCUCUGCUUGCCUAGCCAUGGCGAAACCGAACCGCGAAGCCUCCAAGAUUCCGGCGGCGGCGAAUCCGCUGGCGGAGGAACCGACGAAGAUUGCGUCCAACAUCAAUUACCACGCGAAUUUCAGCCCUCACUUCUCGCCGUUCAAGUUCGAGUCGGAGCAAGCCUACUACGCCACCGCCGAGAGCGUCCGUGACCGUCUGAUCCAGAAUUGGAACGAGACGUACGUGCAUUUCCACAGGAAGAAUCCGAAGCAGACUUACUACUUGUCCAUGGAGUAUCUUCAAGGACGCGCCUUGACCAAUGCCAUUGGCAACUUGAACGUUCAGGGUGCCUAUGCUGAAGCUUUGAACAAGUUGGGCCACGACCUCGAGAACAUAACCGAGCAGGAAAAAGAUGCUGCACUUGGAAAUGGUGGACUAGGAAGGCUUGCUUCGUGCUUUCUAGACUCCAUGGCAACGUUAAAUUUACCGGCUUGGGGGUAUGGUUUGAGGUACAGAUACGGUUUGUUCAAGCAACGGAUUGCCAAGGAUGGCCAAGAAGAAACUGCUGAGGAUUGGCUAGAGAAAUUUAGUCCGUGGGAAGUAGUUAGGCAUGAUGUUGUAUACCCGGUCAGAUUCUUUGGUCGUGUUCAUGUUAAUCCUGAUGGAUCGCGAAAGUGGGUUGAGGGAGAGGUUCUGCGAGCUCUGGCUUAUGAUGUUCCGAUUCCGGGAUACAAAACCAAGAACACUAUUAGUCUUCGUCUAUGGGACGCCAAAGCAUGUUCCGAGGAUUUUAACCUCUUUCAAUUUAAUGAUGGUCAAUACGAAUCUGCUGCUCAGCUUCAUUCUCGAGCUCAACAGAUUUGUGCUGUUUUAUAUCCUGGAGAUGCUACAGAAGAAGGGAAACUCUUACGGCUGAAGCAACAAUUCUUCCUCUGCAGUGCAUCGCUUCAGGAUAUUAUUUUCAGAUUCAAGGAGAGGAAACAAGGGGCGGAAUUGAAAUGGUCCGAGUUUCCAACCAAGGUUGCUGUCCAAAUGAAUGACACCCAUCCUACACUUGCAAUUCCAGAGCUAAUGCGAUUGCUUUUGGACGAGGAAGGACUUGGGUGGGAUGAAGCAUGGGACGUGACAUCAAGGACUGUUGCUUAUACUAAUCACACAGUUCUUCCGGAAGCACUUGAGAAAUGGUCACAGACAGUCAUGUGGAAGCUUCUUCCUCGCCAUAUGGAAAUCAUACAAGAAAUUGACAAAAGGUUCAUUGAAAUGGUGCGUGCUACACGGAAAGAUCUUCAGAAUAAAAUUCCCACCAUGUGUGUCCUGGAUAACAAUCCCCAAAAGCCUGUUGUGAGAAUGGCUAAUUUAUGUGUGGUGUCUGCACAUACGGUUAAUGGUGUUGCCGAGUUGCAUAGUGAUAUUUUGAAGAACGAGUUAUUUGCAGACUAUGUCUCUAUAUGGCCUUCCAAGUUCCAAAACAAGACCAAUGGUAUUACCCCUCGGCGGUGGCUGAAGUUUUGCAGUCCGGAGCUCAGUAAUAUAAUCACCAAAUGGUUAAAAACAGAUGAAUGGGCAACCAACCUGGACCUACUUGUUGGUCUUCGAAAGUUAGCUGAUGAUGCAAAAUUACAAGAGGAAUGGGCGUCAGCCAAGAUGGCUAAUAAGAAGCGUUUGGCACAGUACAUAGAGCAUGUGACAGGUGUCGAGAUUGACCCUAACAGUCUUUUUGACAUACAAGUGAAGCGGAUUCAUGAGUAUAAAAGACAGUUGCUUAAUAUUCUGGGUGCAAUUUACAGAUAUAAGAAGCUAAAGGAGAUGAGCCCUGAAGAGCGGAAGAAAGCAACUCCACGCACAGUCAUGAUUGGAGGAAAAGCAUUUGCAACAUAUACAAAUGCGAAAAGAAUAGUGAAGCUGGUGAAUGAUGUAGGUGAUGUGGUGAACACUGAUCCUGAGGUCAAUAGCUAUUUGAAGGUUGUUUUUGUCCCAAAUUACAAUGUAUCUGUGGCUGAGCUACUUAUCCCAGGAAGUGAGCUAUCGCAACAUAUCAGCACUGCAGGCAUGGAGGCAAGUGGCACAAGCAACAUGAAGUUCGCUCUGAACGGUUGCCUCAUAAUAGGAACACUGGAUGGAGCUAAUGUUGAAAUCCGUGAGGAAGUUGGACAGGCAAACUUUUUCCUUUUCGGUGCAACAGCAGAUGAAGUCCCUAAGCUCCGGAAAGAUAGAGAGAAUGGACUGUUCAAACCAGAUCCUAGGUUCGAAGAAGCCAAGAAGUUUAUUAGGAGUGGAGCAUUUGGGAGCUACGACUACAAUCCACUUCUUGACUCUUUGGAGGGAAACAGCGGUUUCGGUCGUGCUGAUUAUUUUCUUGUUGGCCAUGACUUUGCAGGCUAUUUAGAUGCGCAAGCAAGAGUUGAUGAGGCUUACAAGGAUAAGAAGAAGUGGCUUAAGUCGUCCAUAUUGAGCACUGCAGGGUCCGGCAAGUUCAGCAGCGACCGAACAAUUGCUCAGUAUGCCAAGGAAAUCUGGAAGAUAGAGGAGUGCCGUGUACCAUAGUUAAAACCCACGAUGCUGAUUUCAAUCAAUCAUAAUCUUGGCACAAGAUGAAGGUUACCGUAAAGAAUAAAACAACCAAAAGAAUUUGCAGCCAUCAUAUCUAAAUUUCAGUAUUUAUUUUGUUGAUUCAAUCAUGUCUACAUAAAACAAUUUGGUUCAUAAAUGAAUAAAAUUCUGCCAACUUGUGCAAAAUAUGAAGUAUAGCUAAAAGUAGUUAAUUUGCUAUUGGUGUGUACCAUCUC
Molecule: messenger RNA, 3055 nt
Organism: Fragaria vesca subsp. vesca
Lineage: Eukaryota; Viridiplantae; Streptophyta; Magnoliopsida; Rosales; Rosaceae
Product: alpha-glucan phosphorylase, H isozyme-like
Exons: 16
Coding region: 306-2813 (835 amino acids)
Biological process (GO): glycogen catabolic process
Cellular component (GO): cytoplasm
Molecular function (GO): pyridoxal phosphate binding; glycogen phosphorylase activity
Source: RefSeq, a predicted model, not a curated record